UUGGCCCGCUUGGCCAGGUGUAGACAUCCCCAAAGAUAAUCCAUACCCAGGCCGGUGCGCGUCUCCAUUUCCACCUCCUGGUCCCUAAUCGAAAGUUUGGGGGCCCGCCGCUAACGAACUGACCCUUUCCUGGACCCUCAGCUGCAGGCCAGCCGGGCUGCGCCUCCGUGCGCUUGUGACCGAGGCUAGCACGGGCCUGGUCCCCCCCUCCCCCGCCUCACUAAGACCGUACCCCUUGGGAAAAGGCGCAGGCGCCUCACGCCGCCUGAUCUGUACCUUUCUCUUUAGCCGAUUUUGCACCCCACCCCGCGUUUGGUUCCGAGCCUCCCAGCAGGGUGGGCAUACACUGGUGGAAGUCUAGAGCCCGGCUCCUGCAGGGGUUGGCUCUUAGUGGCGGCAGCCCUGUUCCUACCCAGAUGGCUCGCGGGGCCGAGCCCCCCGAUGGGGGCUGGGGAUGGAUGGUGGUGCUCUCAGCCUUCUUCCAGUCGGCACUGGUGUUCGGGGUGCUUCGCUCCUUCGGAGUCUUCUUCGUGGAGUUUGUGGCGGCGUUUGAGGAGCAGGCAGCGCGCGUCUCCUGGAUCGCCUCCAUUGGAAUCGCGGUGCAGCAGUUUGGUAGCCCCAUAGGCAGUGCCCUGAGCACGAAGUUCGGGCCCAGGCCUGUGGUGAUGACCGGGGGCAUCUUGGCCUCGCUGGGUAUGCUGCUCGCUUCAUUUGCUACCUCCUUGACCCACCUAUACCUGAGUAUUGGACUGCUCUCAGGCUCUGGCUGGGCCUUGACCUUCACUCCGACCCUGGCCUGCCUGUCCCGUUACUUCUCUCGCCGUCGAUCCCUGGCCACAGGGCUGGCACUGACAGGAGUGGGCCUCUCCUCUUUUGCAUUUGCCCCCCUCUUCCAGUGGUUACUCAACUACUAUGCCUGGCGGGGGGCUCUACUGCUCGUAUCUGCCCUCUCCCUCCACCUGGUGGCAUGUGGUGCUCUCCUCCGCCCACUAUCCCUGACUGAGGACACAGUUAUGGGUGGCCCUGCAGCCCAACUCACCUCCCUCCUCCAUCAUGGCCCCUUCCUCCGUUACACUGUUGCCCUAACCCUGAUCAACACUGGCUACUUCAUACCCUAUAUCCACCUGGUGGCCCAUCUCCAAGACCUGGAUUGGGACCCACUACCUGCUGCCUUUCUACUCUCUGUGGCUGCUAUUUCUGACCUUGUAGGGCGUGUGGUCUCUGGGUGGCUGGGAGAUGCAGUCCCAGGGCCUGUGACACGGCUUCUGAUGCUUUGGACCACCCUGACUGGGGUAUCACUGACCCUGUUCCCUGUGGCUCAGGCUCCCACAGCCCUGGUGGUUCUGGCUGUGGCCUAUGGCUUCACAUCAGGAGCCCUGACCCCAGUGGCCUUCUCCGUGCUGCCUGAACUGGUGGGGACUGGAAGGAUUUACUGUGGCCUAGGACUGGUGCAGAUGGUAGAGAGCAUCGGGGGGCUACUGGGGGCUCCUCUGUCAGGCUACCUCCGAGAUGUGACAGGCAACUACACAGCUUCUUUUGUGGUGGCUGGGACCUUCCUUCUUGCAGGGAGUGCAGUUCUAAUCACUCUGCCCCACUUCUUCUCCUGCUUUUCAACUCCGACUACCAGGCCUCAGGACCUUGUAAUAGAGGCAGUGGAUACCAAAAUCCCCCUGCCCACAAAGGAGGGGCUCGGAGAGGACUGAAUUCCACUAAGAGAUAGUCGCCAAAAGCCAGAUCUUGACAGCUCCAGAUUUUCUCCUACCCAAAGGAGGCAUCCACAGAACCACAGUGCCUUAAGAUUCUUGAUCUUUCUCGCCCCAGAGCAGUCCUGGGACUGCUGUGUGUGCCAACCCUUGGUAUUUUGCUGAGGACUCACAUUUCUUCUCAUUUGCUCUCCCAACCUUUUCUGAAGGAUCCAGAGAUCCUACUCCAUUAAGCUGUGAAUCAACUGAAAAUCAAAGACCAAGAGACUUCUCAUGUUUUACAUGUGAACUCUAGUGUCCUCCUAAGUGUCCUCUCUGAAGACAGAUGUUUGAGAAGCAAAGGUGUCUGUUUGAGAUAAAACUGAAUAAGGAAACCGGACAAUAAUUGUAACCUCAAAAAGAACCAGGGCCCAUGUGUGGGUUGGCUUAUGAAAUCAGGGCAGGGGAGGGGAGGUGUCCAGGAGCUGUGAUGAUCCUGAGUUCCUUCCUCCUGUCCACUUACCUACCUCUUCCCCACCUGGGGCUUAGAAAUUAAGGGAAUGGUGAAAUCACAGAGUGUAUGUGUGUGGGAGGGUAACUUGUUUAGGAGGGGGAAAAAAGGCUGAUAGAGCUGAAGUUUGGACCUAGGAUUCUCAUAUUUUCCAGGAAAAUAAAAGGAGAUUGAAAUGCUGGAA
Marmota flaviventris (yellow-bellied marmot) is the source of this 2377-nucleotide messenger RNA. It is a transcript of the gene Slc16a13, whose product is annotated as solute carrier family 16 member 13. Gene Ontology annotation, molecular function: monocarboxylic acid transmembrane transporter activity. NCBI's taxonomy places the organism in Eukaryota, Metazoa, Chordata, Mammalia, Rodentia, Sciuridae. The record is from RefSeq and is a predicted model, not a curated record. Gene Ontology annotation, biological process: monocarboxylic acid transport; transmembrane transport.